Messenger RNA from Paramuricea clavata, 1998 nucleotides. The record is from the annotation of a GenBank genome assembly. NCBI's taxonomy places the organism in Eukaryota, Metazoa, Cnidaria, Anthozoa, Malacalcyonacea, Plexauridae.
UAAUUUUUGGGCUACUAGGUUCCUCUCAGUUCUGUUCUUUGCAUCUAUCUGUAGCGAAAUAUGAGUACUGGUAGUCAAAACUCAGACAACGUUUUUUCCCAACGAUGGAACGACAGCGAUGUAGUGUUGGUAGUUGAAGGCAAAGAAGUUCAUGUUCAUCGCUAUAUGUUGUCAAUGCAAUCCCCAGUGUUCAAGGCGAUGUUCAACGGCAAUUUCAAGGAUUCAAAACAAGAGAAGAUCGAGCUAAAAGAUGAUAAAUAUGAAACGAUGUUGCUAUUCCUUCAACUAUUAUAUCCACCGAACAUGCUGGAUGAGAAUAAAAGCGAUGUAGAUAUCAACGAUGAAAAUAUUUUACAAAUUCUUGAAGUUGCCGAUAAAUACACAGCUAUUAAUAUCAUAAAGCAAUGUAUGAAAGAAGCUGAGAACCUUGAACCAGAGAUUACAAUGCGUCUACUUCCUUAUGCCUCACGACAUGAUUUACCACUGGACGAAAUACUUGAAGUCAUUGGCACAGAGGUAUCAACAAAGGAGUUAGAAAAUUAUGCUCCAGAACUUGGUGAUGACCGUCUUUACAUCCAGACAUUGGUGAAAAAAUGUCACUCUCUAGAGAAACUUGCGAAGCAGGCUUAUACCCUGGUUCUCUUCAUGUUGGAUAGGCACUUUAAAAACGGUUUCAUGGAUAAGUCAGUCAGGUGUUCUUUUCACGGAGUUGUCAAUGCAACAGGAAGUUUUGAAAAGAUCAGGAAUUGCCGCCGUUGUUUGAAAGCUUACCAGAAAUUUAUCAACAAAUGCGUGUUCUCUCAUGAUUCCGAAAGACCAUUAUUUAUCCAUUUUGAAAGUUCUCGUUUGAGCUGCUUGGAUUUUGUGGAUUUCCUUAAAACCGUAGGGAACAUUGAGACUAGUGUAUAAUUUACAUCGCUUGACUUAAUUUUUGGACCGGUGUCACAGGAGAUUCGCCCCCCCCCCCAGGAGAUUUGCCCCCCUCUCAAAAGGGGGGUGAUAUUCCUAGGAUAUUCCCCCCUCCCAGGGCGAAUUUCCUAGGAAUAUCGCCCCCCCCCCUGGGGGGGGGGCGAAUCUCCUAGGAAUAUUGCCCCCUUUAGGAAUUUCGCCCCCCCCUCCCAUAUAAAUUUUGAAUUUUUUAUCUAAAAACAAAACGAUUGCAAUUUGAAAAGAUUUAUUGUGUGAUUUAUUUAUUUAUUACAAGGAGACAAAAUAUACCAACUCAUCACACAUGUAGUAUACUAUAAUAAUUUAAUCCAAAAAUCCAACUUAGACUAGUGUCAUAUUCUACACAUCUAAAGUGAACCAUUGCCCACAGAGAUCGCAUAAAAUCAUGUCGUAUUCUUCUGGCAGUUUACAUUCACAUAACAUAUUAUAAAAACAAUCACUUGCAAAUUUUAUCAAUAUCAGUGUUAACAAUAGCCGCCACAGUAAUCACUUGCUAACAAUAAACUAUAGGAUUAAUAAAAAAUCUAUGGAAUGUGUUGGGAAGCGUAUUGGCUAUUGUCCGUUGAAUCAUCAACUUUCCAUGUCAGUGUUAGUGAUGUAAUCUUGAUUCUUGACUUCCGCAAAGAAAAUUGUAUUAUAUAUAUAUGUGGUGUGGUUUAUUCAAAUAAUUUCAUGAUACUUUGAUUUUAUUAGUGCCUUAAACAUUUGAAAAUGUAACUCUGUAAAACCCUGGUAAAACUAAAAGCUUUUUUGUCUUUUUUGAAACGUAUAUUAUUGGAGUAUUGCCUAUUGGCAAGUUCUACCCUUUGCUUCUGAGAUUUACAAACUAUAUUGAAAUAAUGCAAGUAAAAAAUAGUGACAACUUAUAAGCCAUACAUUUUCCGAUAACGACAAAACGUGGAUGCAAAACCAAAUGCCAUGCCGAUCAUUGAUCGGUUGUUAUUUCAAGCUCUGUCUUAACAACUUUGAAUUGAUAUUGAUUUCAAAUUAUUAAAGCCAUGUAAUUGUUAUCCCAUGCAACUGUUAGGAAGGGCGAAAUUUUGAACGGAG